AUGGCUCAGGAACUAGGAGGUACUGGCAUCACUGCACUUCACUUCACGAUGAAUGUCGAGAAAGUGAAGGUGAAAGCCAAACGGAAAACUGUAGUGACUAAGCAUGGAGCGCGCUUGCAAAUUCCAUGUAUGAAGCCUUUGCACGGCCUUCUCUUCAACAGGCAACAGCAGCAGCCGCCAACAGACUAA
Molecule: messenger RNA, 189 nt
Organism: Parastagonospora nodorum SN15
Lineage: Eukaryota; Fungi; Ascomycota; Dothideomycetes; Pleosporales; Phaeosphaeriaceae
Exons: 2
Coding region: 1-189 (62 amino acids)
Source: RefSeq, a predicted model, not a curated record